AUGAUCCAAAAGCUGCCUGCCACACCUCCCGUCAAAAAUAGUAUCAAGGAAAUGGCUCUAUGGAGCACAUUUUAUGACUCCAUGCUUUCAUGCCUCCUUGCCGAUCCUUCCCGGAAAGUGCACCUCCAAGGGGUCGACACAAUUCCAAUAACGCGACCAGAUGCAAUCAUCGUGGAGAAACAGCAGAGACUCUUUGUGCGAUCCCCUGGAUAUGGUGAGACGAAAGCUGAAGGAAGAAGCUCCCAUGAUAUUUCUGUGAAAUUCUUCCGCCUCACAGUGUCCAACAAGGACACUGUUGAUGUGCACCAAUUGGAUUCGGCUUUCGAUUUCCAGAUUCACGGCUUCAUUAUCACGUUCUACCUAUCCCAACUUCUCCCGUCUGGAGUAAAUGUCAUGUUCGAGAUUGCGCGCACCGGUUAUUCCGUGAUCGCUAGAGGGAUUGCCCAUAUUUUUUAAUCUUCGUAACGAACGUCCACUUGUUACUAGCAAUUAAUGAUGCGUUAUGCCGUUUUUGUCCAGCAAUAUCGUCCUAUCCCAAGCAACUGGCAAGAUUUUGUGGAUGACUAUGAAGACACCUCGCGUACGCCCAUCGCUGCGUAUGGGCCAGUUGAUUGAAGUAGUGAAUAAUAUCUAUAGUUGUUCGUCCUUGUUGCUAAAGAUUAUUUCUCGUAUCAAAGAACCUUAUUGUUUUACGCGUAUUAGGAAAUUCGUUUACCCCGUUUCAUUUCAUUGUCUUUUCAUCUUGUUUACGUCUGAGUGCAGAAACAUUCAUCUCGCAGCCAAACACACCCCUUUUGCUCCAGUCACAGCAGCAUAAUUUGAGAGUUAACCAAUCAAAAUAGGAGAAUGGCAGCUAUAAAUUCCUUUUUUUUGGGGGGCGGGGGGCGGUUCCGACCCUUCUUUC
This is a messenger RNA of Radiomyces spectabilis, 904 nucleotides long. RefSeq lists its product as uncharacterized. Lineage: Eukaryota; Fungi; Mucoromycota; Mucoromycetes; Mucorales; Radiomycetaceae. The transcript has 3 exons. The record is from RefSeq and is a predicted model, not a curated record. Bases 1 to 456 code for a protein of 151 amino acids.